This is a messenger RNA of Dimorphilus gyrociliatus, 6383 nucleotides long. Lineage: Eukaryota; Metazoa; Annelida; Polychaeta; Dinophilidae. The record is from the annotation of a GenBank genome assembly.
GCAUAAAAACUACUGCAUUAUAUAUAUUUACAAAUAUAUAUAUGCAUAUGUAUAUAUAUAUAUAUGUAAGUGAAAGUUGAAUGAGUAAAGCUUAGUAAUCUUCUCACUUCAUGGCUGAGGUUCUCUACAGAAAAAAUCCCAUGUUUAAGCCUAAACAAGCCUGGAAUGAGAAAUCAAAGAUAUUUUCCUUUCCAUUCCGACUGAACUCAAGGCUCCAGAAAGAGGAUGAUCAUUAUCAAUAUGAGACAAAAUUUGGUCGAUGUAAAUCUGAAAGUAAGAAGACAAGUUGGGAUAAAACUUACGAAUUUACCCAGGAAACGGCUUUUCACGGUGUGAAAUAUAUAACAAGUGGACAUAAUAUUUUCCGAAAGAUAUUUUGGGCGCUGUUCACAUUUACUGCAGUUGCAUUUUUCCUAUAUGUUCUUGGUCAUAGGAUAAAAACGUAUAGAGCUUUUCCGAAAAGUGUAAACGUUGAAGUCGUUUACACAAAUCGCCUCAGAUUUCCAACUUUAACAAUCUGCAAUCAAAAUUUCUUUAGGACCACGAAGACUUUUGAAAUGGGCUUAUUCGAUAGAAUUGAAGAUGUUUUUGGAGGUUCUGAGGAUUCAGGCAUUUUAUUAAAAGAUUUUAAUGAAGAAAGUUGCGAAGAUAAGUUAAUAAAAACACCCAGAAAAUACUUGAAAGGCUUCGAAUCGUUAUAUAAUAGUUUCAAUGACGUCACUGAGAAAGUUUGUAAAUCUUUGUGCCUUGAUUUUGCGGAUAAAACUUGCAAUUCUGUAACCUAUAAUUUAAAAACCAAAGUCUGUUAUAUAACACGAAUAACGAAAGACACGGCUGGCUCCGUUUUAAUCGACAGUAAUGUGACAAACUACUUUGAAAGAGAGAGAUGCAAUGGGGAAAAGAGUGCAGUAUCUUGUAAUUUUGAUGAUGAUCAGGAGUUUUGUAAAUUUUAUCAAGAUACCGAUGACGAUUUUGACUGGGCAAGACAUAAAGGGCAAACAGGAACUUUUAAAACGGGUCCAAGUGAAGAUCAUACAACGGGCAGAGGUUAUUAUAUCUAUGUUGAAGCAACUAAUAGAAAAGCUGGUCAUUCAGCAAAGUUAAUUUCUCCAUUUCUACAAGCUCGAAAGAAAAUUUGUAUGGAAUUUUAUUACAACAUGUUUGGUGUUCAAGCUGGUCUAUUAACGAUUAAGCGGCGAGAAACCAAUAAAGUGGAAAGUAUUAUUUGGUCUAGAACUGUUCCAUCAGAUACAACAGAAUGGAGUAGAACUGUCGUUGAACUCCAACCUGGUCUUUUCCAAGUUGUUAUUGAAGGCGUUAUUGCGGAUGGUCCUCUUGGUGAUGUUGCUGUUGAUGACAUUAGAAUUGGAGAUUGCAAAACAAUACUUCCUGAAUGUAAAUACAACAAGUACGGUUCGGAGUUUCAGGGUUCUACAUUUACAUCAAGUAACACGAAUAAAUCAUGCAUCAAAUGGACAGAAAUGUUAUCGGUUAUAAAUAAAACUGUGGUAAAAGAACGUUUCGAAUUUCCAGGAACAAGUCUGGAAGAGGCCGAAAACUAUUGUCGAAAUCCUAAUCGAGAUCCAAAAGGACCGUGGUGUUACGUUUCUACGGAUGGUGAACGAGAGUAUUGCGACAUUCCCUUUUGCGCUUGUAAGAAAGAUGAUUUCUUAUGCACAAACAAUAAUUGUAUACCGAAGUACAAAUUAUGUAACGGCAAAGAUGAUUGUGGAGAUAAUUCCGAUGAGGAAAAGACUUGCUCAUCAAGCGCUAAUUGCGAUUUCGAGAAUACUUUUGUAUCUGGAUAUCGAAAUAGAAACACUUCAACCAAAACCAUUGAAUGGAAAAGAUUUAGAGGUUCUACGAAAUCCAGUGGAAGUGGUUACAGCAAUUUAAGGUUUGAUUACACUAAAAAAUCCUCUCUGGGUCAUUAUAUGUUGGUUGAUUCGAGUGUGGCUGGACAACCAGUUGGCGAACUGGCACAGUUGCUUUCUCCAGUUAUUAAUGAAAAUUCACAGCAAAAUUGUUUAAGAUUUUACUACUAUAUGUUCAAUUUUCAUGAAGAUCCAUCUAAAAUGGGAAAUCUAACAGUGAAGCUAUACUUUAAUGAUUUAGACAUUCGACCACUUUACCGUAUUGUUGGCCGGCAACCAGAUGGUUGGCAAUCUGCUUGGGUUACAAUUCCACAGACAAAUUUAUCAUACUCUCUUCUCUUCGAAGUAAAGAUUGGAGAACAAUUUACGUCCGAUAUUGCUAUUGAUGAUAUUAAAUUAGAUUUCGGGGAAUCGUGUGAAGAAUUGUUAAAUAUUCCUAUUAAACCAGUGCCGCUCGAUCCUGCAGAGUUUUUAUGCAAAUACGGAGAUAAAAUUAACAAAACGAAAUUCUGUGACGGAGUUGAGGAUUGCCCAGACGGAAGUGAUGAACUUCAAGACGAAUGCAUUCAGAGAAAUAAUGUAUCCUGCAUUUUUGACCAUGAUUAUAUGUGUGGAUAUAAAAUUGAAGGUUUAAACCGAACUAUGUGGCAAAAGAGCGAAUUAGUCAUAGAUGGCGUUAAGGAAAAGGUGAUAGAGACUAGACAUUUAUUAAAUUUUGGAUUUGCGACUGAAGUAAUUUCGCCAGUUUUUGAAUUGAAGGAAAAAGGAUGUUUGGAAAUUAAAAUUUAUGUUAGAUAUUUGCGCAGUUUAUUUUAUAGAUUUAGAGUUUACCAACAAUAUGAAAAAUCGAGAAGACUAUUAUUAGAUUUGAAUCCAGGAAACAUGUUAGUAAAGAAAUGGGAUAAAGUAUUAGUACCAGUACAUCUGGGUAAAAGUAAAGUAGUGAUUGUAAGACAUUCACUUAAUCCGUAUCCAUGGAAAGAAUUUGGCGACUUUCUUGCUAUAAAGGAAAUACAACUCCAUAAUGAAAAAUGUACAAGUGUUCAUAAAAGUUGGGGAGGUUUCUCCAAAACAUGUAAAUUUAAUUCUCCUGAUCUUUGUGGAUUUUCUCAAACUUAUGAUGAUAAUCAUAUUCGCUUCGCCUCAACCAAAUAUUAUUUUGCGAGCGAAGGAAUGGCUUCUCUAGCCCUAACAACCGAUGUAACUGACAUAUUGAAACCUUAUCGAUUGAUUUCACCCGAAUUUAACAUCACAAAACCAAGUUGUUUUCAGUUCUGGUUCCAAUAUAGUACUAUUCAUUUAGAUAAAAGCCAAGCCGCCAGGCAGUUUGCGGUUUAUUGGGAGAGCAAUGGAACAGAGGAAAAAAUAUGGAAUAUUAGUAAAAACGUACAAUUAUACGGUACCAAAUGGACAAAGGCAGAGUUGAAGGAAGGCUAUGGUAGAUUAAUUUUUGAAGUUUUCGGAAAAUUUCAUUAUAACUCAAUAAAUAUUGUUAACUAUACAAUUACGGAAGGACACUGUCCACUGCCUGAAGACGUUUGCAAAUCGACAAAGUACUGCUCGUCUGUUCCAUAUUGUAUACAAAGCUAUUUUUACUGUGAUGGCAUUCUAGACUGUCCAAUGGAAGAAGAUGAAAACAACUGUACUAUUUGUGGGCAUAGAAACACCAAAUGGUGUCCAAAAAAAAAAGAUGAGUUUUCAGGCUCAGGCUCAUCGGGUGAUAAUGAUCUCAACUCUGGGUCAGGUUCAGGUUCAAACUCAGGUGGAAAUGAAAUACAGUCGGAAUCAGGUUCAGGACUAGGAUUAGGAUUAGUAUCAGGAGCAGGAUCAGGAUCAGGAUCAGGAUCAGAUUCAGGCUCAGGAUCAGAACAGCGACUACAAUUAAGAUCAAAAUCAGGAUCAGAAUCAGAUUCUGAGCAGGAUUCAAGCUCAAAUGAAAAUGACUGGAAAAAUCAAGACACAUUUGACAAUAAUAAUAAACUAUCAUUACCACAACUACCUGGUUUGUUCUUUACUGGAACUACAGGCUUAAAUGAUAAUCUUCAGUCCCAAAAACUCCUCUAUUCUAAUACAUCCGAUAUUGAAAUUGAAAGUUUAAAAAUAUGGGAAAAAAUGAAAAAUCAGACUAUAGGAACAGUAGAAUCAAUAACUGUAAACAAUUUGAGAAGGUUUCAUACAGAUGCAGCACAUGAAAAACAAAAUCUCAUACAUAAAUGUUCAUGGGAAGGGGUUCCCUGCUCUCAUUUAAAUUUUUCCUCUAUUCUCACCGAUUACGGUUAUUGCCAUACUUUCAACUGGAAUGAAGACAACAUACUAACAACAACAAAAACUGGUUCAAGUUCAGGAUUGACUUUGAUCUUAAAUGUAGAAGAAUAUGAAUAUAUGAAAGGUCCGCAAAACGAUGCUGGAGUUAAAAUGUUUCUUCACAACGCAAAUGAAGUUCCUUUCGUAAGAGAUUUAGGUUUUGCAGCUGCUCCCGGUCUCCAUUCACUCGUCUCUGUUCAGUAUAGCGAGAAUGUUGGUUUACCGGAUCCAUGGGGCGUUUGUGGAACGAAACCAUUAAAAUAUUUCCCAAAAUAUACUUAUUCAGCUUGUGAGAGAGAAUGUGAAACAGAUGCAGUUGUGAAGCAAUGCGGUUGCAGGAACUCUUUUAUGCCACCGGAAGCUGAUAGAAAUCAAACGGUAUAUUGUACAACAGACCAAUAUUUCAAUUGCUUAGUUCAUACAAGAGGUACUUUGGGAUCGAAUAAGAAAAACUGCAAAUGCGUGGAGCCUUGUACAAUAACGGGAUAUCAGUCUUCAUUGUCUUAUUCAGCAAUAUCAUCUCUAAGUGUUGAAAAAUUGUUGAGUAUCAAUACACAAACUCUGAAGAAUAAUUUUUAUAAAGUAGAACAUCUGAAACAAAGAAUUGCUGGUUCAAAUUUUGUAAAUGACUUGAAAAUUUUAGAAAAUGUUUUACAUAGUUUUAAUGCUCUGUACAAAUAUGCAAAAGUAAAUACCUUAUCGUAUGAGAAGUCAAUCUUCUAUAAACUGAGAAGAUGUAUGGAUAGGAUGCUCUCAAUCUAUCGAUCUGAUAUGGAACUGAUAUAUCCUAUUCUUAAUCAAUAUUACGAUGCUUAUGAAGAAGCUUAUGGUACAAGUAGAUUAGCCAUGAAAUCAUCGUUUGAAUCUAUCCAAAUUAAAUCAGCUGCUGUUUUACAAAAAGCUCUAAACAGUUCAAAAUACACUGAUGUUAAGAAUGAUGAAAUGAUAUCUUUAGUUGCCGAAUAUAAUACCACAAUUGAUCUAAUUGACCGCUUUCAGAUUUAUGUUGAAGAAAGAAAGUCUCCCUUUAUUUUAAACGUAACGACAACUGAUAAAUUACCUCCAAAACAAUAUAUCACUGAAAGUAGAGCUGAACAGUGCGAUGAAUACAAAAAGAAAAAUAUUUUUCUAAUAAAUAGCAUAAUUCGUACCUUAUCCCUUCUAGACGCAAAACAAUUGAAAUGGGAAUUUAAAAGGGACUACUCCAGCCUUUCCAAAAACGGUAAAGAGUAUAUGGGCUGUUUAGAAGAAUAUUAUUCAAUUGUUAAACACUUUGGAGAAUGGCAAGAAGAAAAAGAAAAAAGUAUUAAAGCUUUACUGAGAGAUGAAGGAUUAUUCCCGGAAAUUCAAAAUUUUGACUUUGAAGCAGAAUGGGAAGAAAUUGAUUACGUGAAAGAAAAAGUACUUGAUUUCAUGGAAGAAUAUAUGAAACAUUCAACGAAUAAACUCGAUAACAAACACAAUCUAGAUUCUUCGAUAAUAAAUCAAGCAAUCAGCAAUAUUAAUUCAUUUAUUCGUAAAAUUCAAACUCGUCUUGUUGAUACAAUGAGAAACAAAGUUUCUGUGACUUCCCGUUCUAUAAAAAGUGGCUAUUCGGAUGCUAUCGAAAGAAUCGAACGAAUUUUUCCAUAUCAGAGUGAAAAGGGACGUGAAAUUUUAUCAUCAAUUUCGCAAAAUCUGUCGAUAUGGUGGAGACCGCGAGCAAACGUAGAAGAGCCAUCGACGCCGUAUCGAGGAGAUCUCUAUUUAAGUAUUCCAAGCAACUUGACGACGUUUCGCGAGAAAUUGCUUGAAAUUAAUUUACAGGAAAUCCUAGAUGAAUACUUUGCUCCUGUAAGAAGUUCUUUGGCUCAUUUUGAAAACUUUAUGUCUGAUUUGGAAGCGAAUUUAAUUAAGCCAUUACAACAAUUAUCAACUAGUAUUAAUGAUUAUAUCAUAAAAACGAAGAUAAAUGAAAAGUUUGUUCUGGACAACUUUAUUACUGUCGACGUCUUUUUUGCACAACUGAAAUAUCAAAAGAUUGAACAACAAGUUGCGUAUGAUAUAAGUAACUUCUUUAGCGAAGUGGGUGGUUUUCUUGGUCUUUUUCUUGGUGGGAGCGUUUUGAGUCUAUUGGAAUUAUUUGAUUUUAUGCUUAACCUUCUAACCAGAAGAUUGCAUUUGAAAUCGUCGAAAGUUUCAGAUUCUACUAUCACGCUAAAAUAA